CAAAACAAAUAAAUUUAAGAAGCGACUCCCCCACGGCCCUACCUAGCAGGCUUCAGCUGAGUAGGCUGUCCUAUUCCCUCUUUCUUCGAUUAGUGUUCAUUUCCACCGAUAAUCUCAAGAAUUUCUGGGUUUCCACCGUUCUUCAAUUACUCUUAUAUAUAUACCUCCCUCUCUGCUAUCAUCUCAUCUUCUCCCGUAGAAAGUUCUUAGCUUUUCCUGAGACAUAGAGGUUUCAUCCCUUGGCUCUGGAUAGCUUCAACACCUCAAUCUUCAUAAACAGUAUACUAAAGAUAUUAUAGAUGGUUCGGGAAAGUUAUUCUAGCUUUGAAUCACCCAGGAGAAAAUCUUCUGGGCUAUUGAGAGACCAAGUCCAGAUAGUGAAAAGAAGGGAUUGUGAUCGUUAUGAGAUUGUCCCAAUUGAAGAUACCCUUUCAUUUGAAAAGGGAUUGUUCGUUGUGGUCCGAGCAUGCCAGUUGCUGGCUCAAAAGAAUGAGGGGAUCACAGUUGUGGGAGUGGCUGGUCCAUCUGGUGCUGGAAAGACUGUUUUCACUGAAAAUAUAAUGAACAUCAUGCCCACUACAACUGCUGUCAUCAACAUGGACAACUACAAUGAUCCAAGUCGCGUUAUUGAUGGCAACUUUGAUGAUCCACGCUUGACGGAUUAUGGAACAUUGAUUGAAAAUAUCCAUGGCUUAAUAGCUGGAAAGCCUGUUGAAGUUCCUAUAUAUGACUUCAAAUCUAGUUCUCGCAUUGGAUACAGGACAGUUGAAGUUCCAAGUUCUCGAGUAUUAGUCAUUGAAGGAAUUUAUGCUUUGAGUGAAAAGCUGCGGCCUUUGAUAGAUCUUCGUGUCUCAGUCACUGGCGGAGUGCACUUUGAUCUUGUCAAACGGGUCCUUAGAGACAUUCAACGUGCUGACCAAGAGCCAGAAGAAAUAAUCCAUCAAAUCUCUGAAACGGUAUAUCCAAUGUACAAGGCUUUCAUUGAACCAGAUCUAAAGACAGCCCAUAUAAAAAUCACGAACAAGUUUAAUCCGUUCGCUGGGUUCCAGAACCCCACCUAUGUUUUGAAGUCUACAAAGAUGGUAACAGUGGAUCAGAUCAAGGCUAUUCUUAGUGAGGAACACAAAGAAACUAAAGAGGAAACAUAUGAUAUUUUCCUCUUGCCACCAGGUGAAGACCCUGAAGCUUGUCAAUCAUAUUUGAGGAUGAGGAAUAAAGAUGGCAGAUACACUCUCAUGUUUGAGGAAUGGGUGCAGGAUAGUCCUUUCAUUAUAUCACCCAGAAUCAGUUUUGAAGUCAGUGUGCGACUUCUUGGUGGCUUGAUGGCCCUUGGGUACAACAUUGCAUCCAUCUUGAAACGGAAUAGUCAUAUCUUCUCUGAUGAUAGAGUUUGUGUUAAAAUUGAUUGGUUGGAGCAGCUAAAUCGCCACUAUGUUCAGGUGCAAGGAAGAGACCGUUUGUAUGUCAAACAUGUUGGUACACAGCUGGGGCUGGAAGGUUCAUACAUUCCCCGCACUUAUAUAGAACAAAUUCAACUGGAAAAGCUUGUGAAUGAUGUUAUGGCUUUGCCAGCUGAUCUGAAGACAAAACUGAACAUUGAUGAUGAUACAGCAGCCAUGAGCCCAAAAGAGGCCGUGUAUCGGGCCUCUGCAGAUAGGAGAAACAAGUUUCUUAAUCGUGGGAUGUCGCUCUCAUUUUCAAAUUCACGCGAGAAACAUAUGAGAAAGCUCACUAAGCUUGAAGUAAAUAACAGCAGAUAUGAUGGAAGAACUCCCGAUUCGCCAGCAGUCGCUAAUCAGGUUGCCAUGACUCGCCUCUCAGAACAGAUCUCUACAUUGGCAGAGCGAAUGGAUGAGUUCACAUCCCGGUUGGAAGAGCUUAACGUGUCUGCAAGAAGUUUUUCUGCAAGUGAGCAAAAUUUGACGGUUUUGCCUGAAGUGAUUAGCAACAGCACUGCGCCAACUUCCCUUUUUGCGGCUGGUUUGGGAAAUGGGUCGUUGAAUGGUGGUUCCAUGUUAAAUCAUUCGGCAUCAUCUUCUCAAUUGGCUAGGGAUCCUCUCAUGGAAGAGGUUUUUCGAGUUUCAAGGGGGCAACUUGAGAUAGUUAAUCAGCUACAGGUUUUGGGCGAAGCUAUACGCGAGAGAUACAGGGAGAG
Messenger RNA from Cuscuta epithymum, 2155 nucleotides. The record is from the annotation of a GenBank genome assembly. Lineage: Eukaryota; Viridiplantae; Streptophyta; Magnoliopsida; Solanales; Convolvulaceae.